CAAGACCCGCCGUCGCCGACCGCUCGGAAACCUCGGCCGCCGGACAGCACAACUCGGUGAAAAAUCUCCGAGAGAAGUUCCAGAAGCUCAACUCCUGAAGCCACUCCGGCGGGAAAUGAGAAUUCAGAUGCAAAUCUUUUGGCUGACGAGUACACAACGAACCCCGACCGGCAACGCGACGACGCUCAACUAGGAGGCGUGGCUCACGCACCAGUAGUCUCCAUCUAAACGACCACCAAUUGCGAGAGCGUGCUCGUGCAUGAACAAUUCGGCGCACGCGUGACAUCCAUCCGUCAAUCUGUUGGAUAAAUGCUUCCGUGGCUUGAAUGGAAUGCCCCGACGUCACGGUGAUGUCACGUGGCCCAACAACAGGCCAUUUGAACGUCGGCCAACGGUGCCCCGUCACCAAGGCGACAGCAAACAACCACUUGAACGCCAUCUACGCAACUCAACUGUAUUUCUCGAGCACUUUCAAACAGCCAUCGCUGCACACAAAGUGCUGCACAUAGCGCCAGGACUUUUAUUUUCUCGUGCAAAGGAGUAUUUUUGUACUGAUAAGAUUCGCCCCACAUUCUGUGAAAUAUCCAAAGGUCAUAACCACGUGAGGUCAACACCAUGUUGUUAUUUAUGUUAACGGUACAGCACGAAAUAUUUAUUUGACGAAUAAAACUCCGUACCGCGUCCAAAAGUGUGUGAAAGGUCGCUAGAAUGACGCCACCGCACCUCGUCCUCCGCUCGUUUGUCAAAAUAAAGGUCACGUGAGCGUUUGGCGAGCGCGUCGGUGAACAAGCGCGCGUCCUGCGGCAGGUUGAAGAUGCGCCGGAAAACAAAGAGCCUUCAAAAUAAAAGCUUCUCCGUCGCUCAAAUCCGUCACACGGGAAAGCAGGAAGUGCCCGUUGAUUUCACAGCUGGUUUCUUUGCGGUUAGCGUGCACCGACGUCGUUUUGGACACGCGGCGUCCGUCAACUCGAGGCGAUUUGGCUUUCCGCGCACGAUUGUGAAGGCCGCCGGGUGUGCGUUUCCUGCGUGCGGCUUCCACGCUGCGACUUGACGCGGCGGCACGGGCGGCGUCUGCUCCGGUUCUGGUUCCGCUGCCGGUCCCGGUCUUACGCGGAUGCCUCGGGGGCCGUCGUCAUUCUCGUCAUCGGCACCGGCGACUUCCCGCCCGACGCCUUCGCGCCGCCGUCCCGCUCGAGGAGACGAAGGUCCUCGCUCAGCAUCCCGUCGAUCCGAGAAUGCGAUGCGCCUGACAAGAUGAGCGUGACGUCGUGGUUCUUAGUGAGCGGCUCCGGGGCGCGCCACCGCCUUCCCAAGGAGAUGAUCUUUGUGGGGCGGGAGGACUGCGAGCUCAUGCUGCAGUCUCGCAGCGUGGACAAGCAGCACGCCGUGAUCAACUACAACGCCGCCACGGACCAGCACCUGGUCAAGGACCUGGGCAGCUUGAACGGGACGUUUGUCAACGACCUGAGGAUCCCCGACCAGACCUACAUGACGCUGAAAGUGUCCGACAUCCUCCGCUUCGGAUACGAUUCCCACGUCUACGUUCUGGAGAAGAGUCAACACCAAGUCCCCGAAGAGGCUCUGAAGCACGAGAAGUACACCAGCCAACUGCAGAUUAGCCUGAAGGCGUCACGGGGCGAGAAGGCGGAGCUCGAGAAGAACGCCGCCAGCAAGGGCUUGACGCAAGAGCUUCCGGCCCCGCGGCCCACGCCGCUGUACGGGCAGCCUUCCUGGUGGGGAGAGGAAGAUUGCGGGAGUCGGGCGGACGCUGGGGACCGACCUCAGAAAGAAGAGCCUGACAAAGACGGCCCUCGUCCAGAGGCGGCGAGGGAAGUUGGGGAUUUGCCCGAAUGCCUUUCCGGGAAGAGCGUAUCGCCGUCGUACCGGCGCGAGGCCAGCUACUUCGAGAUUCCCACCAAGGACUCGCGACUCCCCAAAGCCGUGGAGGCGGAGCUCCAACAGAUCCCCACCAAGGACACGAGCAGCCUUGGCCCCGACGAGACUCCGCUCGCGAUCCAGAGCCACGCCUCCUUCACCAUCGAGUUUGAUGACCUCACGCCGGGAAAGAUGAAAAUCAAAGACCACGUGACCAAGUUCUCCUCCCGCCACAGGAAGACUCCGCCCCCGGCCAAGAUCGCCCCCGCGGACGCGAUCUCAUCCCAGAGCAAAGUGGCCGAUUGGCUGGUUCGCAGCGACGCCGGCGCCAUGAGGACGCGACCCGCCUGCGACGACGUUUACAGCACCAAGAGCGACCUCGCCGUCAACAUCAAAUCGCUGAAAGGUCAUCACCAUGACGACGGAACGCAGAGCGACUCCGAGGACCCGGCGCUCAAAGGACGGGCGAGCGCAUCCCGGCGUUCCCCGACCCGGGUUCGGCCCGAGCCCGUGUCCCCGGAGCCCCCCGGGACCCGGUCCUCCGUCGCCGACCCGUGCGAGCGGGGUCCCCCCGAGCGCCUGAGCCAGCAGGCCUUCGUCAUCGAGUUCUUCGAUGACAACCCGCGCAAGAAGCGCUCGCAGUCCUUCACUCACAACCCCGCCCACCCCGACCCGUACUCCGGACUCAAGGCCAAGCUGGAGCGCCGCAAAGGCGGCGAGCGUCCGGCGUCCGUUCACGGCCACGUGGGCCCCGCCCAGCAGGCGACGGCGCCGCUCAAAGGUCCCGGUGGCCGCGGGGCCCCCCAGCGGUCCAGUUCUCUGAAGCGGGAGCAGGCGGACGCCGAGACCUCUCGCUCGUCCUCGGCGAUCUUUGUUCGUCCUUUCGGCAGCGUGGGCAAGAAGUCCAAACUGGCUCAAGACUUUGCUCGGGAGUUUGCCGCGGAAUCGCCGAAGGAUUCUCGUCCGGACUCCUCGUCCGGCGGGGAGCAAAUGACGCCGCCGCCCAUGUCGGCGCCGCCGGUGAUGGUGUCGGCCCCUUCGCCGGCGGAACCUUCGGCCCCGCCCGCGACGGCUCCGCCCCCUGCCGUCGGAGCCGCUCCGCCUCCGCCGCCCCUGAGUUUUCCCGGAGCAGACAGCAGAGGGUGCCAGAGGCCGCCUCGGAACGAGGAGGACGACAGCGUGAGCGAGGCCGGCACCUACACCAUCGACACCGACGCCCACAACCAGGAAGUGGAAGACGCUCGCAACAUGAUCGACCAGGUGUUUGGCGUCCUGGACUCUCCGGAGUACGCCGAGCCCGGCCCGGGAACGCCGAGGCCCGUCAUCGACGAAGGCCAGGUUGAGCGCGCCGACGGCGCCGGCUGUUGCGUGAUUCUGCAGGACUUUGGCCUGGCUGCCGGCGGCCCCGCAGCGAGCCCCUUCCAGGCUCCAGGAGGCCCAAAGUGGGUUUCUCGUUGGGCCGGUCUAGCGGACAGCUGUGCUGCGCCUCGAGAAGGCUCGCCGGCGCCGGCGCGGCCGAGCGAAGGCGACGGCGACGAGCCCUCGGAGUCCGAGUCCGGCCGCGGCCGCAGGACCAGGAGGCUUCUGCCUCGGGUUCCCCCUGAAAAGGGGGACGGCGGCCUCCCGGGACGCCGCGACUCUUCCCAAGAGCGGGAGCGUGCCGACGCGGCCCCCCCGUCUCCCGGACCCCGACGGGACUCCGCCCGGUGCCUGUCCCUGCGGGACCAAGUGGAUCCAGACAGUCUGAGUGACGCCAGCCGCUCCGAGGACGGAGCCGCUUCGAGGCGAGCGAAGAGCCGUCAGGCCCCUUUGAGCUCUCCGGCGCAGAAAGCCGCCGCCUCCUCGUCCUCGUCGUCGUCCUCGUCCGCAAAACGCAGCCUCUUCUACAUCGGCUCGGACGAAAACGGGGCCCAGCCCGACCCGGCCGGAUUCUCAGCUCACUUUCAGAGGAGUCCGGACCCCCCCGCCAAAACCCCCCCGACCACCGUCCUGAUCCGCCACCUGGGCGGUCACGAACCGCGACGGGGAGGCGUGAAACCAAACAGCUCGGCGCCCGACCUGCCCACGCAGGGCGCGGAUCGUGUCCCCACCAGAGACGUCCCCCCGUCCCUCGUCCGCCGCGAGAGUUUCACCAAAGCGGCGCCCGCUGAGAAUGUCCCGCUCAAGAGGCUGCCCCACAUUUCCAGUCAGCCGUCCAUCAGAGACUCGGAGGGGAGGACGGAGCGCUUCCCGGACGCCGAGUCCUCCCCCCGGGAGGCCGGCGGCUUCCCGUCUCCCGGCUCGCACAAAGGCGGCUCGUCCGGCCGCGUCGACGAUUCGCUUUCGGGAGAGUCCGACUUGGACACGGCGAGCACCGCCAGCCAGCUGAGCGGCAAAAGGACGCCCGCGGCUUCGGCCGUCGACGGCGGUCUUCUCCGCGAGGAGAAGACCCCCUCGGCCCGGCCCAAGGGCCGCCAGCCCUCGGCUCGCGAGCGACUUUCGGAGAAACGGCGCAGCCAGCCGCCCGCCGAUAAGGCGGAGGCCGCCAAGCGCUUUCAGAUGCGCCGCAGCGCCGGCGCCCGCGGCUCUUUGGAUCUUCCCCCCGAGGGCCGGCAGACGUCCGCAACGGCCCCGUGCGACCAAGAGGCCUCCCGGGCGUCCGGCCGCGCUAAAAAGGCGGCGGCCUCGCUCCAAAAAGAGGACGGCGCCAAGGCGGCGCACGCGCAGCUUCUGACUCGCUCCAACAGCUUGUCGGCGCCGCGUCCCACUCGGGCGUCCAUGUUGCGUCGGGCGCGGCUGGGAGAAGCCUCGGACAACGAGGGCGCCGAGACCGACCGGGCCUCCCAAAGCUCCGACCACGCCGCCCCGGCGCCGGAAGCCAAGAAACUGUCCAGGCUGGACAUCUUGGCGCUGCCGCGGAAGAGGACGGCUUCUUUUACGGGCGACGGCGAGACCCCGCCCUCCGCCGGCCGCUCGGCUUUCUCCGCUCGCAACGUCGACUCGCUGUCGGGCGCCAGGAAGUCCUCGGUGAGCGACACCCGACAGGCCGCCCGCAGGGCGGGAGGAGGCGCGGGGAAAAAGCCGCCGAGCCGCACCCGCUCCACCGGAGCCAAGUACCCCAACGGCGGUGUCCGUCCCCAGCGCAAAAACUCGGACUUCUCUUCUUCAUCCGACGAAGACUACAAAACCAGCGCCGACGCGACGAAAGCCAAACGCUGCGCCCAGAGCCCCCGGGGCCGCGAGACGCCCGGCGGCCGCUCCGAGUCGCUUUCCCUGGAGACGGAGGAGGACGACGACCGGAGCGACCCGUACCAGAACUGGUCCACGCACAGCGCCGAGAUCGCCAAGCUCAGUCACGACUUGGCCAAAGACUUGGCCAUCCUGGCCAAGGAAAUCCACGACGUCGCCGGCGACGGCGACUGCCCCGCCGCCGCCGCGCCGGACGCGUCGGCCUCGGCGGCGUUUGCCAGGCAGGAGGACGCGCGGCCGCUGAGUCCGCUGCGCCAUCUGUCGCGCGCCAUCCGGGACAACACGGAGCAGCUGGCCGGCAAACUCAAGCUGAUGUUCCGCAACAGAGAGGACGUGUGGGAGGAGAUCGACAAGCAGACCAAAGCGGACGCUGAACUUUCGCUCCUGAAGACGUCCGAUCAGGAGAUCUCGUCCAUCGUCGCGGAACUCGCGAGAGUCCAAAGGCAGCUGCAAGUCAUCAACUGGGCGGUGGAUCCCGCCGGGAGCCUUCAGGCCGCUGCCCAAAGUCCCCCGACCAUCUCCGUGGAAAAGAAAGGCGCUGGCGGCAAACAAAACGGCGUCGCUCAGAAAACGCGGCGUCACGCGCUGUGAAAAGGCGUUCACGCCGCCGCCGCCUUCCUAAUCUUGUGCGCUCGGUCGUCGUCCAGGAAGCCUGCGAUGAGCAUCCUCCGUGCUCGGGCGCCCCCUUGUGCGCGAACGGGAAAGUGCGCCGACUGUCUGUUGCGGUGGCCGGCUAUUUCUUUCGAGUCACCCAAGCGGGACCGCGCGCUUUCGUUACGCCCCCCCGCCGUCAUUUUGUGUCGAUGUUGUCGCCGUCACUUGGUCGCUCUGGGGCGCGUUUGAAGCCAAGCCGCGCCCCCCCACCCGCCCACCGCUCGGCUCGCGUGAUGUGCCGCUUGAAUGCUAUGACGUCAGAAUGACAUAAAAAUGUACUUCCGUGUCAUUUCUUCGAAUGAGAAAUAAAUGACGCGUGCAAGGUCUUCUUGAAAACAAAGUUGUCGCCUUUGACGUUCGCAUCAUCGGCCCAAGAUCAGAAGUUGAAGGAGGCAACCGGACGACUCGUUUCUUGAAUUUGUUGGGGCGGGGCCUCGGGGUAUAAUGUGGAAAUUACAAUCGAAACAAAAAGCAGUGCUUGCUCUUCUUCAUAUUCGCUACAA
Molecule: messenger RNA, 6260 nt
Organism: Hippocampus comes (tiger tail seahorse)
Lineage: Eukaryota; Metazoa; Chordata; Actinopteri; Syngnathiformes; Syngnathidae
Product: centrosomal protein of 170 kDa protein B-like
Exons: 19
Coding region: 1255-5694 (1479 amino acids)
Molecular function (GO): protein binding
Source: RefSeq, a predicted model, not a curated record